Cordyceps militaris CM01 is the source of this 2358-nucleotide messenger RNA. RefSeq names its product 6-phosphofructokinase. The transcript has a single exon. Gene Ontology annotation, cellular component: mitochondrion; 6-phosphofructokinase complex; cytoplasm. Gene Ontology annotation, molecular function: ATP binding; fructose-6-phosphate binding; identical protein binding. The coding region runs from base 1 to 2358 and encodes 785 amino acids. The record is from RefSeq and is a predicted model, not a curated record. NCBI's taxonomy places the organism in Eukaryota, Fungi, Ascomycota, Sordariomycetes, Hypocreales, Cordycipitaceae. Gene Ontology annotation, biological process: canonical glycolysis; fructose 6-phosphate metabolic process; fructose 1,6-bisphosphate metabolic process.
AUGGAAGCGUCUGCGAAGAAGAAAAUCGCCGUCAUGACCUCGGGGGGUGACUCCCCCGGCAUGAACGCCGUCGUCCGGGCCGUCGUCCGCACCGCCAUCCACAUGGGCUGCGACGCCUACUGCAUCUACGAAGGCUACGAGGGCCUAGUCCAGGGCGGCAACCUGAUCCGCCAGAUGGGCUGGUCCCAGGUCCGCGGCUACCUCUCCGAGGGCGGCACCCUGAUUGGCACCGCCCGCUGCAUGGCCUUUUACGAGCGCCCCGGCCGCCUCCGGGCCGCCAAGAACAUGGUGCUCAACGGCAUCGACGCCCUCAUCAUCUGCGGUGGUGACGGCUCCCUCACCGGUGCCGACCGGUUCCGCACCGAGUGGCCCUCGCUGCUCGCGGAACUCGUCUCGACCGGCGAGCUGACCGCCACCCAAGUCCAACCCUACAAGCAUCUCAACAUUGUCGGCCUCGUAGGCUCCAUCGACAAUGAUCUGUCCGGCACCGACGCCACGAUUGGCUGCUACUCGGCCCUCUCCCGCAUCUGCGAAAUGGUCGACUACAUCGAGGCCACGGCCGCCUCGCACUCGCGCGCCUUUGUCAUCGAGGUCAUGGGCCGCCACUGUGGCUGGCUGGCGCUACUCGCCGGCGUCGCCACGGGCGCCGACUUUGUCUUUAUCCCGGAGAGGCCGGUCAGCGACUGCUGGCAACAGGAAAUGUGCUCCGUCGUCAAACGGCACCGCAACUUUGGCAAGCGCAAGACCAUUGUCAUUGUGGCCGAGGGCGCCAACGACAAGGAUGGCAACAAGAUCACGCCGGAGCAAAUCAAGAACUUGCUGGCCGAUAAGUCGGAGGGUGGUCUGGCUCUUGAUACACGCAUCACUACGCUGGGCCAUGUGCAGCGCGGCGGCACGGCAGUCGCGUACGACCGCAUGCUCGGCACGCUGCAGGGUGUCGAGGCCGUCAAGGCUGUGCUCGAGGCGACGCCGGAAACCGAAACGUGCUUCAUCGCCAUCAACGAGAACAAGAUUGUGCGCAAGCCGUUGAUGAAGGCUGUUGAGGAAACCAAGUCUGUGGCCAAGGCGGUGGAGGAGAAGCAGUUUGACAAGGCCAUGUCGCUCCGUGACACGGAGUUCUCUGACCAGUACAAAUCCUAUAUCACCACGACCAACGUUAAGACCGACGAGCAUAAGCUCCCUGACAAGGAGCGCAUGAGGAUUGGGUUCAUCAAUGUCGGAGCGCCUGCCGGAGGCAUGAAUGCGGCUGUUCGUGCGGCGGUCGCCUACUGCUUCUCGCGGGGACACACCCCCAUUGCCAUUCAUAACGGGUUUGCCGGGUUUGCGCGUCAUCAUGGUGACAAGCCAGUCGGCGCCGUCCGAGAGUUUGACUGGCUCGAAGUCGACUCGUGGGCGAGCAAGGGUGGCUCCGAGAUUGGCACGAACCGAGAGCUGCCGUCGGAAUCCGGCAUGGACCACAUUGCUGGUCUGAUUGGCAAGUAUGAGUUUGACGCCCUCUUCAUGGUGGGUGGAUUCGAAGCUUUCCAUGCACUUUCACAGCUGCGGAUUGCGCGUGACCAGUUCCCGACACUCCGGAUCCCCAUGGUCUUGCUACCCGCUACUAUCUCGAACAACGUUCCGGGAACUGAAUACUCGCUUGGGUCUGAUACAUGUCUCAACGAACUCGUCCAAUAUUGCGACAAGAUUAAGCAGUCGGCCUCUGCUACUCGGCGCCGUGUCUUUGUCAUUGAGACGCAGGGUGGUCGUUCUGGCUAUAUUGCUACACUCGCUGGUCUGGUAGUGGGGGCCUCGGCCGUUUACAUCCCAGAAGAGGGUAUCAGCCUCGAUAUGCUCAACAUUGACGUGACGCAUCUCAAAAAGGUGUUUGCCGAGGAUACUGGCCAGUCUCGGGCCGGCCGUCUGAUUCUUAUCAACGAAAAGGCUAGCAAUGUCUACGACGCCAAGCUGAUUGCUAGCAUUAUCCGCGACGAGGCGCACGGCCGGUUCGAGAGCCGCGAGAGCAUCCCCGGCCAUGUUCAACAAGGUGGCGUCCCGUCGCCCAUGGACCGGUGCCGGGCGGUGCGGCACGCGAUCAAGUGCAUGGAGCACCUGCAGGGCUACGGCAAAAGGACUUUGGCGGGAAGCACAGAUGCUCUGAGCGCCUCUGUUAUUGGCAUCAAGGGCUCGGAGCUCGUGUUUACGCCGGUGCAGGAGCUGGAGGAGACGGAGACGGACUGGCCGAACCGGCGGCCCAAGCUGUCUGAAUGGCUCAAGAUGCGCGACAUUGUGGACGUCCUGGGUGGUCGACCGCAGCACGCCAGGCCAGAGUCGAACCUCAAGGGCCUGCUGGCAAAGGAUGUCAAGCGCGGACUUGCAUAG